Messenger RNA from Besnoitia besnoiti, 6075 nucleotides. RefSeq lists its product as uncharacterized. The record is from RefSeq and is a predicted model, not a curated record. NCBI's taxonomy places the organism in Eukaryota, Apicomplexa, Conoidasida, Eucoccidiorida, Sarcocystidae. Bases 1 to 6075 code for a protein of 2024 amino acids. The transcript is spliced from 4 exons.
AUGAAGCGGACGUCUUCGUCGCUCUCGCAGUGUCCCGCUGCGCACAAUGUGUCGCCUUUCGUCCACAGAAUGUCUUUCAACAGUUCCGCGACGACUGUAGCUCUUCCGCCGCCUCCGCCUUUCUCUUGUCGCUCUCCUCACUUAACGCUGCUGCUGGGGCAGAUUCGCCUGGACCCCGGGGACGGCUCCGCGCGCGGAGGGCGCGAGGGGGGACUGGAGAGAGACAACGGCUCGCGAAGCGCUUCUUGCGACGACGACUUGGCGGUGCCGCAGCCUGACAGCGACGUGCUGGGGAAGUGGACGCUUCCCGAGGAGGCGCUGCUUUUUGAUCCCUACCAGGACGGCGGCGAACUCUUUGUGGGCUCGUCGGCGGCCAGCGAGUCGCGGCAGUCAGCGCGGCUGUCUGCGUCUUCGUCUCACUCCCCUGGAAGCGAAGGCCGCGACGUGGCAGUUGCGGGGGCAGGCGAGCGCUUCAUCUUCAGCAACUCACCCAUAAGCGAGUUUGAGCAGGCCGCAAUCGACCGUGUCCUCGCUCAGCUCGAGCGGACGCCUGGCGUGCUCUACAGCGAGCGCGAAGGCGCCGCGAGGCCGCAGAGACAGCGGGGGGGACAGGGCGCAGGGGACAAAGACGAGGAGGGCAACGUGUGGCUUGAGCAGCAAAUCCUCAGGUUCCUGUACAGCACCGCGUUCGACGUCAAGAAGACGCUCGACCUGCUGCAGGCUGCUCUCGUCUUCCGCACGCAGAGACUACCGGUGUAUCUUCACGAGGUGCUGCCUCUGAUUCGAGACGCGGGCGUCGCCUACUGGCACGGCCGAGAUAAAUGCCUUCGUCCGUUGCUGAUUGUCUGCGUGGAGAAAAUGCAACAAAUUCAGCAGCAAGCGGGAAAAGACAUUGAAGACGACCGUGUGACGCGGGUCAUCAUCUUCUGCCUCGAAUUUUUUCUGAGACAUUUGUGUGUUGCCGGAAGGGUCGAGUCCUGGAGCAUCCUCUGCGACUGUAAAGGCACGUCUCUGUCGGCGUUUCCUCUCGCGCUUCUUCUCCGUCUUCUUAGUCUGCUUCAAGCGUCGUACCGCGGGCGCAUGUUUCGCCUCUAUCUCCUCAACACGCCGCGCUUCUUCCACAUGCUUUCCCGGCCGCUCCUGGCUGCGAUGCCCGCAAAUAGCGCGAAAAAACUGCGAGUCUGCGGGAGCAUGGAAGACUGGAUGGAAGAACGGAGAAAAAACUUCGCCGCGCACCAACUCGAGGCGAAGUACGGCGGCUCCCAACCAAAUGUUGAGACGGGCUGGUUUCCUUUUCGCUUUUUUCCCGGUCCUUUUGCGCCCGACACGCCUCGAGAGAGGAUACGGUGGGACAGCCCUGCGUAUCUUCACCGCGAGGUCCCUCCGUCCAUCCACACAGGUUUUUCUCUCCACUCUUCUCUGGUUCCCUCGCACGCGCUGUCUCCGCCUCUCUCGCCGUGCGGCUCCACCGCCUCGUCGUCUCCAACUUACAACUGCCGCGCGUACGACGACAGCGAGCUGCCGCCGUCGAGGGUCGCCUCUCCUCUCCAGGGCCACGAGGUGUCUUCAUCUCCACGGCCGGCUUCGGCCUCCUCCGCUUCCCUGGGCGGCGCCGGGAGCGUUUCGCCGCACGGGUGCACGAGUCCGUCGUCGCUCAGGACGGGCAGCCUGGCGCCGACGGCGAGGCCUGCGCGCUUCGCGUAUUGGACGCCUGCCGCGCGCUACCUGUCGCUGUCUGCGACAGCUGCGGAGUGGCUGAACAGACGCUACGCACAAGAGUCCCUCGGCGACGCAAGCUUGCGAGGAGAAGGCAGCGACGCGUUGCCACGCGGCGCGUCUCAGGCUGCCGUCUCUCCUCACGCGACUCUCCCGCCCAGCGGCAGGUCGCGGGACUUCCCGCGCUCCACGCCUCGUCAUGCUCCCUCGCCUGGUUCACCGGCCUCUCUGCCUCCGUCUUCCGUCUCCUCCUGGCCCUGCGGAGACGCGAGUGAAUCUGUGAGGUCUUCACCUGCCUCUUCGUAUCUGGCACCUGUUUCUUCGCACUCCCCUUCGUCCUCCCCUGCGGCGUCGCCGCCGUCGGCGCAGACGCGCGCGCCGAUCAGUUGUCUCUUCAGGCCGACCGUGUCGAUGAACCGCGUGAGGGAGCUUUGGGCUCUGGAGAAGGCGGCACCUCUUCGAACUGAGCCGGCGGAGUGGUCGCAGGAGGCGAGCGUGGGGACGGAGGGCCUCGAGGGCCGGCCGCCGGGCUCUGUGGUUGCUUCCAACCUCGCAGGGAGCUCUGACGAGGGAGGAAGGGAGCAAAGCAGCCCUGGGCGCGCGCUCCAGAUCUUGUCGCCCGUGCCUGAGGGGACGCUGCAGCACGACGGAGAGACUCGGGAAGGUGCUCAGUCAGCGGGCGCGACAGAAGCGGCCGCGUCGGCAGAGGGAGAUUCGGCCUCGCCAGACAGUGACUCGUGCGGCCCCGGCAGGGCUGACGCAGCGGAGACGGCGCCCGCGACAGAGCCGAGCUCGUCACCUGCGGAAUCGUCGCCUGCAGCGGAAGCAAGCGAGUCGCGCACCAUCUCGCCUGCUCCGUCGAUGACUCUGCUUCUCGCAGAAAUAAGAUUUCUGCCGUCGCCCACAGGCGAAGAAAAUCAGAGAUCUUUGGAGAGCUUGCCGGGAGAGGCUGACGACGCCGCGGAGGAAAGCGGAUCCGCGGAGGCGCCGAUCGAAAGCGAGAAGGACAGGCACUCGUCUUGUUCUUCCGGCACAGUAGGUCUGCUGGCGGUCGCAGGGGAAGACGCGGUGGCGUCUUCGGCGACGACGCCCUCGCCUUCUCGCGUGGUCUCGGGGGACUCAAAGGAUUUCAAGCAUGGCGGCGCGCACGGGUCGUCCCUUGCGCCUUGCCUCUCCGCGCGCUUUGAAGCCCCCGGUGAAGGCGAGCGACAGGACAGCACGGCGCGAGUCAACGAAAACGAAGGGCAAGCGAGCUUCGCCGACGUGACAGACGAACGACCCGAGGCAGCGGCCGCCGGGUCCACAAGCCAGGGCCAGCAGCUGCGGGCGCGCGAGCCGCGCUCGCCUUUCGCGGCUGACCGCGGAUACGCCGCGUCUCCGUAUCUGCGGGAACCGCAGACUGCCGGCGCCGGCGAAGAGCCCCUGGGCACGGGUCGAGCGUACAGCGCAGACGCAGACCUCGCCGAUCGCGGCAUUCUCGCGCGCGUCCUUUCGUCUCAGCUCUUCUCGAGAUAUGCGUCCCUGGACAGAGCUCGCGAGACAGUGUGUUCCUCUUCUUCCUCCUCGGCGAGGCGCGGCGCGUCGCUCUCAGGGGCCUCGAGCCGCACUGGCGCGUGUGUCCCCUGGCGCGCCCUCCGCCUGGGGCGGAGGCGCAUGCAGUCUCCGGACAAAAAGGGGCGCGAAGGGGACGGUCUGGGCUCCAACGCAGACUUCGCCUUCCCGCAGGCUCCCAGCGCGCGUGCGCUGCGUCAUCCCUCCGAGGCCCUCCGCUCCGCGCCGUGGACGGGGAGAGAAGGUGCCCACGCGUGUCUGGCGUCGCGGACAUUUCAGCGCACGUUUUGUGAAGAGACUGAGGGCGGACAGCGACGACAGCGGAGCGCGGGAGGUCAGUCUCAGGCGGAUUCCGCGUCCCCGAGAAAGUCUUGGAGACUCGAAGAAGUCUCCUGCCUCCCUCUGUCGGCGGUUUCCCUCGCACGCGGCUCUGCCGCGACUGUGAAGCGGACGCUGCGCGCGUGUCCCGAGAACCCCGCAGAGGCCGCGGGUCCGGGAGGCCCGCUUGCCAGCGGAGUGCUGUCGAGGCGCUACAGUCGCGGGCUGACGGCGGACGAGGACGAGCCCAAGGUGGGGAAGGCGCGGGCGUGGUCGACGCGGACCCGAGUGCAGAGUUGUGAAGUGUACAAGAAACCCUGGCUGGGUCGGCAGCGGACGCUCCAGCCCUACCGGUUACACCAAACGGGGUCGUCUUCGUCGCCGGAACAAAGCCGCUACGCCCUGCAGUGCUCUGCGUCAAGCACAGCGGUGUCUCCGCUCCCCGCGGCGUCAAAUAAGGCUGCGUAUGCCGCGCUCCUGAGAUUCGCCUCGUCAUCCUGCAGCGCGGCGGGAGGCGCUGAGGAGGGGUUUUCGUGUUCUUUCUCUCGGAUGAAGAGAGCCGGCCGAGAGGGCGAGGGGUCAUUCAUCUGCGAACGCUGUGCGCUGCAACAGUCGAACGCAACUGACCAGGAGAGCGCCGCAAUGGAAGGCCGAAGCUACCACGCAGACCGCCGGAGGGAAGCGGAUGAGGCUGCUGCGGUCGCUGGCGCCGAAGCGAGGCCCUCCUCGGCGACUGGCAGCGCUCGCGCAAACCGCGGAGCGGCGAUGCAGAGACGAUGCAGUCGAGAAGACAGCAACGGGUCGGGAGACAAGAAGGGCAACGAGGGCGGUUCUGGUGACGCAGUGUCAUCCCGAGCUUCCUCGUCCGGGCCCUGUGCGACGGUGUCAGGUGCCGCCGUCGCAGGCGCGGGGGCAGGUUCUGCGAGGCCGGACGCGUCGUCCGCGCAGGAUCGCGCCAAGGCGAGCGAGGCGGCUUCUAUGGAGACGAAGCGAUACGAGGCGAUGACGCAGGGGGGAACGGCGGCGCCUGGUGCAGGCUGCAGUUCGCAGUCGUCUUCGUCGGCGUGUCAUGCCGAGUCCCGCGGGCCUCAAGGGUCGAUGUCCGACCGGGAUAGCCCGCCGGCGACGGAGACAGGUGCCUUCAUCCAGUCGUCGGCAGACCUGUUCCCAAGUUUGGCCUGUCCUUCGCCGCGCCCCGUCCGUCCCGCGGUCACCCAGACGCCCCUGGCGGACAGCGCCGAGGGCGGUGGGGCUGACGUCGAAGAGACACCUGCGGGACGCGCUGAGGAACUGGAGGCGGACGCAGUUUGCGAGAUAACCAAGCCUGAGAACCUGGUGCUGAGUCCUCUCUCGACCGUCCUCUCACGGUCGGUUCGGGAGGGCUCUCUGUCGCCGCUUUCUGAGGAGACGACGCGGGAAGGCGGGGAGACGCCGAGCAGCAAAAGCGAUGAUGUGAAGCGUGUGGAUGACCUCAGGGGCGCGAGGGAGGUGGCGAGAGAAAGCAGUCAUAUUUGGAUGACUUGCGCCAACCUGAAGGAGCGGCACGAGCAAGGCUUGCCGUUUCUAAGCCACGAAGCGAGUGGCGCGGCGAUGGAAAGCAGACUUCCAGGCGGGAACCGGGCGUCGCCCAGGCCCGAGCACGCCGUCGAUUCAGCCGGCGGCAGCGGCUCGUCGAGCCGAAGCGUGCAGAAGUGUGUGCAGAUUUGGCUAGAGGAGAAGAGCCGGUCUCAGCCGAGCCAAGUCACGCCGCGGUUUGAGCGAGACGGAGGAGAGACCUUUCGCACGUCGCAGAGCGUGGACACUCGAGCCACGCAGCACAAGCUCCCGGAGGGGCGCAGGAUGCACACGAGCGACGAUCUGCUUCUCUUUGGUCUGCUACGGCAACGCGUGCGCUCGCCUUCGGCGUCGAACCGCGCGGCGUAUACCAGCGUGCUGUCGUCGAGCCCGUACUCCGUGCGCAGAUGUGUAAGGCCCUUUCGAGCGCGCGUAGCUGCCCGAUACAGAAAAGCAGAGAGAGAAAAAAACGAAGGCGAGGACAAUGUGGCGGGGCCCGCGCGAGCGUGGGGGCGGCAGCAACUUUGUGAAGAUUUCCGACCGCACAGCGCCGCAGGCCCGACGCACCGGACGAUCGCGGCCUCGUUGCCCAACCUCACGAUGUACUCCGCCUGCGCGCCGAAUGCAUGCAUGCCGCGAAACGCGCCAAAGAGAGGCGGAGAAAGACGUGACGAACGGCUCUGGGGACGAGAGGCUGACAGUCGAGAGAACUGGAAAGACAGCGAGGCAUUGGGGCCCAUGCGAAAGCCGAGCGGUCGACGGAGGCAGCGCCUCAAGAAAACUCUCGUCUCAUGCCUGUGGAAGUCGCGGGACUCCUUCACGCUCGCCCAGACCGAGGCGCCCGACGAGGGUGACAGCGGGAUAGAAGAAAAAGGCUGCGGCGAGGGGGACGACUCACCCACCCACCAGGCAAUACAUGCUUUACUCAGUCCGUGA